Messenger RNA from Neurospora tetrasperma FGSC 2508, 901 nucleotides. RefSeq lists its product as uncharacterized. Lineage: Eukaryota; Fungi; Ascomycota; Sordariomycetes; Sordariales; Sordariaceae. Gene Ontology annotation, cellular component: cytoplasm. The transcript is spliced from 2 exons. Gene Ontology annotation, molecular function: phosphoribosylglycinamide formyltransferase activity. The coding region runs from base 101 to 796 and encodes 231 amino acids. The record is from RefSeq and is a predicted model, not a curated record. Gene Ontology annotation, biological process: 'de novo' IMP biosynthetic process.
CACUCUCACCCUUUCUUUCACUUCUCACUCUCACUCUUCACACGUCAAGGACCACAUACUUCCCUUACCCAUCCGCCACCGGCCUUCCCAGUCGCCCGCCAUGUCCUCCCCCGCAGAGUGCCGCAUCCUCGUCUUCGCCUCCGGCAACGGCUCCAACUUCCAGGCGCUCGUCGACGCCCUGGCCGCCGGCAACAUCCCCAACGCGCGCAUCACCCGCUUGAUCGUGAACAGGGGCAAGGCGUACGCGACGACGCGCGCCGAGAAGGCCGGGAUCCCGUGGGAGUACUACAACCUGAUCUCGCACGGGUUCCAGGAGCGCGGUGAGACGGAUCCGGUGAAGCUGCAGGAGGCGCGCAACAAGUACGAUGCCGCCCUGGCCGAGAAGGUGCUCGCGCUGGAUGAGAAGACGGAAAGGCCGCAUCUGAUUGUACUUGCGGGGUGGAUGUAUAUCUUUGGCAAGCACUUUUUGGCGCCCAUCGCGGAAAAGGGAAUCAAGGUCAUUAACUUGCAUCCGGCGCUUCCUGGCAAGUACGACGGUACACACGCCAUUGACAGGGCGUACGCCGACUUCCAGGCUGGAAAGCUGGAGAACAACAAGACCGGCAUCAUGGUGCACUAUGUAAUCGAGGCCGUUGACCAGGGUGCGCCGGUCCUUGUGCGCGAGAUCGAGUGCCGUGAGGGUGAGAGCCUGGAGCAGCUAGAGGAGAGGAUACACUCUCAUGAGCAUUCUCUCAUUGUUGAAGCCACCGCCAAGAUUGCCGGCGAGAUCGUCGCCUCUCAGCAGGCGCAAAAAUGAUUUGGUAUCGGCAGCUUGAAUGAGGAUGUGGUACAGCAAUGAUGAAAGACGCCAAGGAAAUAGACACGAAAAAACCGGCACGACACAAGGAUUUGAGCCAUGUUG